UUCUGUUUUAUUUACACCAAGACAAGGUCUCUGGGCAACCACCAGACAGGACCCUGGUUUUGUUGUAUUAUACUCUCUUCAUUUUUAUUUCUUGAAAUUGAUUAUUAUUACUAAAUCCAUCAACCUCAUGUCUAUCCUCCCUAAACACCCACCCGACACGAAAACCUACCGGUUUAUCCCCGCGUAACAAUGCCCGAUGACCGACGGCGCAUCAUCCUCGAGAAGUCCCGCACCGUCCGUCGCCGAUACCAACGCAGCAACAAACGAUUCCAGUUCAGUGCGUCCCAGAUCGCACGGAUAGAACGAGAGGAGGAGCGGGAGCGCCGAGCGCAGAAGCUCCGCGAGAAAGAGAAACGUCGGGUUGCAGAUAAGAAGAAGCGCGCGGAGAAGGAAGCAAAGGCCCGAGAGGAACGGCAGCGGUUGGGACUUCCGGAUCCUAAUGCGUCAAAUGUGCCAGCAAGCCAGCCCUUACUUUUCAAUUUCAUUAAGAAGGCUCCGGCGCCGUCUGUUUCUGGAAAGGGGGAUGAGAGCCAACAGGACACAGGGUCUGCGGGCUCGGAGACGGAAAGCACCGAGGUUGCCACCGAUAUUGAUGGUAGCCAGCACUCGGAGCUGGAUAACCAUGAAUUGGUUGCUCUUGCUGAUGAGGAUGAAUCUACCAUUGGUAAUGAGGGGGAAAUGUGUGGUGGAGAAACAUGCGGCGACGAAGACGAAGAGUUCUCCGACUGCUCCAUCUUUUACGACGAGGAUAUUAUCAAAGCGGCAGAGACUAUUGUAACUGUGCAGGACAUAGAGGACAAGGCCUUAUACGCUCCAGCUCCGCCUGGCUUGUUUGCAAGCGACUCCUUCCAAGAUGACACGGCGGCCUUUUUGGAAGAAUUUGGACACGAAUUUGACCCUGGGGCGAGUUUCGAGCAGGAAUUGGCCCAGCUGGAUUGAGGGUGAUCAUACGCGAACCAUCUUACCUUUUUUUCCUCCUUCGGUUCACAUUAUUACCUACUUGACACACCGGUGGUGAUUGUAGAGUAACUAUAUUUGGAUGAGCUUAUCCGAUCCGACGGGAGUAGGCACAGUUCUUCGGAUCACGGUUGCCCCUCUCUUCGGCUCAGGCGGUGAUAUGCUGAACGGUCAAUUUGGUUCCCCGUUCCACCAUCCGACGGAUUCUUAAGAACAUAGCCGCUGGUGGAACAGUUGGAAAUUCACGAUCGAAGCAUGUUCCACCCCAGGACAA
Molecule: messenger RNA, 1231 nt
Organism: Aspergillus ochraceoroseus IBT 24754
Lineage: Eukaryota; Fungi; Ascomycota; Eurotiomycetes; Eurotiales; Aspergillaceae
Exons: 1
Coding region: 190-939 (249 amino acids)
Source: RefSeq, a predicted model, not a curated record